This is a messenger RNA of Elgaria multicarinata webbii, 6221 nucleotides long. It is a transcript of the gene CRYBG1, whose product is annotated as crystallin beta-gamma domain containing 1. The transcript has 23 exons. Bases 1 to 5736 code for a protein of 1911 amino acids. The record is from RefSeq and is a predicted model, not a curated record. Lineage: Eukaryota; Metazoa; Chordata; Lepidosauria; Squamata; Anguidae.
AUGGAGAAAGGCGGCUUCAAGCGGCUCGGCAGGCUGUUCCACCACAAGAGCGAGUCCGAGGACUCCGAGCCGGACACGAGUAAGGAGGCGUCGUUUCCGUCCCCCUGCCCUUCGCCAUCCCCUCAGGAGCGACGGGAGCAUCGCCACGGCAGCCCCCCCGCCGUCCCCGGAGAGCGCAAGAAGCGCUCGCCUUUCGGCCCCUGGCGCCUGAGGAAGAAGAAACAGAAGGAGCAGCUGAAGGACCACUCGGCAGCAGAGCCAAGCCGCGGCGUGGACAGCGUGCCCGCGUCGCCUUCGCUCUCCCUGGCGUCCUCGUCCUUCUCCUUCGCCACUUCGGAGCCCACGACCCCCACGAACAGAUAUUUCGACAUGCCGGAUACGCAGUAUGCUGCUCAGGCAAAUCAGCUGCCUCUAGUUCCUUUGCAAGAGCCAUUGUUUGCUCAUGCUAUUCCAUUGGUUUCAAUAACUACAUCUACAUUGCCAGCGUCAUUUAGAAAGUCCAAAACUCGGACUCCAGAGGCUUCUAAGGAAGAAAACAAAAAGAAACCAGUUUUGGGAAAGUUUGGAAAUUUUUUUACAACAGGGAGAAGAAAAAAUCCAAAAAACACAUUAGAAGCUUCUUUAAGGCCAAUCGUUAAAAGUGUGAAGUCAGAAUCUCCUCACAAAGGUUUAGCUCCAUUGGCAUCAAUAGAUAUCGAGGACAUUAAAGAUUUAUCUAAAAGCGAGGAAUCUCUCACUGACCAGGCUUAUGAUCAGGAUCAGUCAAGGAUACAGAGUACUGUUGAAGACGCAGAAGAAUAUCUCUACAACAAGGAUCUGACACCUUUAUAUAAUGACAUUGUUUCAGAAUGGAACACUAAGAGAAUUUCUUCUGACAGUGAAUGGUCACUUGAUUGGCGCAGCAGUAAUGAAACAAUAAAAAAUACAGUAUUUGAUAGCAAUCUAUCGCUUCAGACACUGGAAGGAGAAAGUGAUCUUGUCACUGAUACAUCUAAUAUCACAACUCCAGAUUUCUUUAAAAGUUUAACUAAUAUAUCCAGUGAAGACUUAGAACAUAGCACAUUAAACCACAAGCAAUUAGUGGAUGUGCAAAAAUUUGAAGAAUCAGAAUAUGCAGCAUCAAAAGAUCUUCCAUUUGUUUUGGAAUCGAAGCAAUGUGAGCAUGUCCACCCUUCUAGAGUGUUGACGUUGGAUAUCUUUCUUCGUAGAACUGAACAAACAAAUUCAUAUGAACCAGUGACUGCUGUAGUAGACGAAGAGUAUUUUAACACAGACACAAUGGAUAAAAAAACUGUAACAAGGAGAUCUGGAAAGAGGAGAAAAUCUCAAUCAUCCAGUGAUAUGCCAAAUGGGGAUAGAAAUGUGACUGAGAAUACCGUGAAAGAAGAACCUGUUCUUGAUGGUAUUUCAUCAGAUUUAGUUUCAGAAAAAAUGAACGCCCCUGAAAGAAAAGUUAAGGCUUCUCAACAGAUUAAUUCUCCCACAGCUAAUCAUGAUAUAAGGUCUGGAAGUAAUCACAAGGGACUUAGUAAAACAGAUUUAGAGAAAAGCAAACAGCAGACCCCAACUUCAUCCUCAUACAAGAGAAAAUCUUUAAAAAAGAAUCAAUCUGAUGCAGGUCCUCUUUCACCCACAGGCUUGAAAAAUCAUGGAAAAGAUUCUAAUACCAAAAGACAGAGCGAAGGUACAACAGAUAGUAACCUAACAUCAAAAUGCACUUCAAUAGAAAAGUCAUCUUCCAGUGAAAGCAUUGUAGAGACUUCUAAAGUUUCUUCUAUCAGCAUCAGCACUUUGCCAGUUUCUGAAGGGACGACAGAAUCUAAGGCAUCACAUCUUGUCAACAGCUCUGUUGCCAGUGCUUUGCUGCACACUGACAAGCGUAAAAAUGGUGAAAUGGGAACAACAAAUGGAAAGCAAGCUUCCUCUGAUUUGGACAGUACAAAGCAGAAAUAUCCGUGCUUCGAACCGUCCAGAAUGGUCACAACAAAAGUUAACCUUCCAGCUAAACCAAAGAAUAUUGAAUUAAAUCUUAAAGCUUCUAAAAUUGUACAAGAUGUAGAAAAUGAGCAAGAUUCUAUGGACAAAACAGUUAAAAUUAACUUCAGUAUUGCCAAUAAAAUAUCUAUGUUUGAAAACAAACAUACUAAUCAAAAUCAAUCUGCUGAUGGCUCUACAUCAAAAAAAGGCUCUGUAUCCAAUACAUUUGUUGGAAGAGCAAAGCUGAAGUUUGGGAAACAGCAUACAGAAAGUGAUCAGACGAACAGGAUAACAAAUAAGGCAAGCAACCGCCAGAAACCAUUGCAGAAUGGCACAAAGAUGAAAGAAGCGUCUUCAGAUAUAAAAAUUAAGUCAGAGGGAAGGAUCCAGUCAAGCAUUCUAACCAAUGAGGAAGUCGAAAAAGUAGUUGAAUCUCAGCUUAAUCAAAAUGGUAAAGAAGAUGAUAAUCAAGUGAACGUUUUCACUUCUGAAAACAUUGAUGCAGAAUUAGCCAAGGAUAAUCUGCUACCUAAAACUACAUCCAUACAACUGAGUGAAGAAACUGAAACUUCUGAAAACAAUAGCAUGAGUAUAUAUGCCCAAUCCACAUCCCCUGAAAGUCAAGAGAAACAUUCCUUGAACGUCGACAUCUGUUCCCCAAGUACAGAUGAUAAAAGUAUCAUUCAAUCUGAUCUAGUGCCCAGCAAAUCAGAGUUAGAAAACAAUAUGACUUCUCAAACUGAAAAUGAAGACAAAGGGAUGACAAAUACUGUUUUGGAAGACAUACAGAUAUUUGAAGAAAACAUCAGUGAACAGGAAACUACAAGCAGUAGUUGUAAUGUUCCUAAAACUGGUAACAGUGAUGGUAUUUGUGAUUCUCCUUCAGACAUGGCAAAGUUUACUGAAACACUUAAAAAUCUAGACAGCUCUAUUUGCAUACCUCAGAAAAAGAAAAAGGCCAAACUUCCAAAAUCUCCAGCACCUCAUUUUGCUAUGCCUCCAAUUCGUGAAGACAAUUUAGAGAAAAUAUUUGAUCCCAAUUUAUUUACACUUGGGUUGGGAAUAAAGAGAGAUAAACCGCAAGAUCUGACCCCAUCCCUACAGCUGAAAUUGCAAAGCCUAGAAACUGAGGCUAAAGCCAGACCCAAGCGUGCCUCUGCUGAAAACAGCAUCAUUCUCCAGUCAUUAAAAUUAACCAACAGAGCGUAUCCUCUACUUAAGCAGGAAAUGAGUGGGGAAGAGAGCAAGGAUAGUACAGAUGGUGACAUUAAGAGAUCUCGAAUUGAAAACAGUGCCAUCUUCUCAAGCCUGCUGACAUCUGCGACAAAAGAAAACGUUUUUACGCCAUCUUCAAAUUCUAUAAACACUAUCACAACAUCUUUUGCAUCUGAGAAAAGUGUGGAUUCCUCAGGACCACCUCCUCUAAUGUUUGAUAUUGCUCAGAAAUCAGAGUCUCUUUCAGGUUUCAGAGCUCCAAAUUAUAUGGAGAAAUAUUUACAAACUGAUGAUGCAAAAAAAGAGAGAGUUUUACAGAUGCCAAACUUUGGAAACAUUGACACUAGUUUUUCAAGUUGGUUGAAACCUGGGCAACAUGAAGCAAAUAGUUUCUUAGAUAUUGAGGUAUUUUCAGGAAACAACCCAAAUAAAAUUAAUCCUAGACCUGGAAAGAUCAUGAUUUGCAAUAAACCAGAUCCAUCGAAAAACACUGUUGAAGUUUUUCAUGAUGUGUUGGAUUGCACCUCUUGGGUACUGUCGCCUGUGAUUUUAGUUAAAAUCAUCCGAGGAUGUUGGAUUUUGUUUGAAAAGCCAAACUUUGAAGGGCCAUCAAUUCCUCUGGAGGAAGGAGAAAUAGAACUCACAAAUCUUUGGGGAGAAGGACCAUCUGACAACAAAGAUGAAUGCAAAUCUCCUGAGCCUGCAGUGAUUGGUUCAAUCAGGCAUGUAGUAAAGGAUUAUAGAAUGUGCCGAAUUGACCUGUUUACGGAACCUGAAGGGUUAGGUGUUGUAAACUCAUAUUUUGAUGACACUGAAGAAACACGGUUUGGUUCUGCUCAGAAGACAUGUUCUAUCCAAGUGCAUUGGGGCAUAUGGCUGCUAUAUGAAGAACCGGGUUUCCAGGGAAUCCCUUUAAUGUUGGAACCUGGAGAAUAUCCUAAUCUAUCCUUCUGGGAAAAGAAAGAAGCAUAUAUUAGGUCUAUGAGGCCAUUGAAAAUGGGUGGACGCAAAGUUGAAUAUCCUGAGAGCCCAAAGGUAAUAAUUUAUGAACAGCCGUACUUUGAAGGGAAACAUGUAGAACUUGAUUCAGAAUUAGUUUCUCUUGCUGAAGAAGGAAAGGAAAAAGAAGAAUCCACAGAACCAGAAAAUGAUCUGCUCACAUCAAUAGGAUCCAUAAAAGUCAAGGGAGGAGUUUGGGUUGCGUAUGAGAAGCCAGAGUUUGCUGGGCAUCAGUAUUUGCUGGAAGAAGGAGAAUAUCAGGAAUGGAUGGACUGGGGUGGUUAUGAUGAGCAAGUGCAAUCACUGAGGCCUGUUCUAGGGAGUUUGAUGCAGCCUCACAUGAUCAUGUACACUGAAAAGGACUUUGGGACAAAAGGUUCCAACAUAAACGUGUUAGGAAUUAUUUCCAAUUUGAAGGAUACAGGCUAUGGACUAAGGACACAAUCCAUAAAUGUGUUAAGUGGAGUAUGGGUGGCUUAUGAAAAUCCUGACUUUACAGGAGAGCAGUACAUCCUUGAUAAAGGAAUGUACCCCAGCUAUGAGGUUUGGGGAGCUAGGAGUUGUAAAAUAUCUUCAGUUCAACCCCUAAUUUUGGACAACACCGGUGAUGAUAUGGGGAAAUUUAAGGUCCAAUUAUUCUCAGAACCAGAGUUUCAGGGUAGCAGUCAAGUAUUUGUGGAAGACAAUUGUCAAAUUGAGGAGACUUUUCCUGUUAAGUCAUCAAAAGUCUUAUCUGGCAGUUGGGUUGCAUACGAUAAGGAAAAUUUCUCUGGUAAUCAGUAUGUGUUAGAAGAAGGAGCCUAUCCUGAUCUGUCUGCAAUGGGUUGCCUACCACAAACAUGCUUGAAGUCAUUACAAGUUGUAAAUAUUGAGCUUUCUGAACCACUCGUAGUCCUUUUUGAAAAGGAAAACUUCAAGGGAAAGAAAAUGGAAUUUACUACAGAAGUCGUAAAUCUCCGGUUCCUUGGCUACAAUCCUCAUGUAGCUUCAGUAGAAAUUUGUGGUGGCAUAUGGAUUAUUUAUGAACACAAUAAUUAUAAAGGCCGUCAGAUUUUAUUGACACCUAAAAAAAUACCAAACUGGUAUGAGUCAAGUGGCUACCGCAAAAUAGGUUCUCUACGACCUUUACUGCAAAAACGAGUGUACUUCAGACUUAGAAACAAAGAAACAGGAAAGUUCAUGUCAAUUGAUGGAAAUAUAGAUGACUUGAAUCUUCUGAGGAUACAGAUUACAGACGAUACUAAAUCUGAUGAGCAAGUCUGGGUUUAUCAUGAUGGAUUCAUCAAAUGUAGGCUGGCAGAAGACUUCUGCUUAACAAUUGUAGGAAACCUGAUCACUCCUGGUGCAAAACUGGGCCUGACACUUCAGCAGAAUGAAGAAAAGCAAAACUGGAGUAUUAAACCAGAUGGCAGAAUCUUCAGCAAGAUGAAACCAAAUUUGGUAUUAGAUAUUAAAGGGGGGAAACACUAUGAUCAAAACCAUCUCGUUGUAAGUUCAGUUAGUGAAGACAAGCCAACCCAGUGCUGGGAGCCCCUGGUCAUCUAAAAGCAAUUCUACUGCAGAAGGCACAGACUGAGAACGAGACCCAUCCAGAGCAGUAUAUGAAGAAUGGCAGAGAAUUUGACAUCCGACAAACACUUGUGCAAUCUUCACAAUUUCAAGAAACAACAAACAGAGCGUAGCUCUAUGUGGGUGGGCAUCCUCACCCCAUUGCAAUCCUGUGCUUGUUUCCCCUUUGCCCCCUGCCAUGUCCCUUUUGCCCAGCCCUAUGAAAGGGGAGGGAGGUCUGAAGCAGGGGGCCUGUGCUGUAGGUAUAGGCUCCCUAUGCAAUUGGAAGCUCCUCAGCUGAAUGUGUCCACUCUACACCUGUAGCGCACACUCCCCACUUCAGACCUCGCCCUUCAACAGCUGGAGGGCAACGGGUGGCAGGGCCAGCACACAUGGCUCUGCUUUCCCUUACUUACGUGACUGGAAUCGCCUGAGGAUGGACAGAAGGCUAUAAUGUGUCUUAUGUAUAUAUGUUCUGUAUU